AUGACACCGCAGCCGAAGCUUAAACUCGGCGACUCCAAAACAUUGAGCGCUUGGGUACAUGAUACGAUGGAGUCGAAUGUCUUGUUGAAUCAUGCGUGGUGGCCUGGUGUAUCGGAAGGAGAUCUUAUACAAAUCACGCCAAACAAUCCCGAGAGCAAGGACACUUUCCUCUUCGUUGUUUCCAACGAAGACAGCUCGGCCAUACCACAAAGGCAGAUAUCCCUUCCGAAGCCUGUUGCUGAGACUCUCGGUCUGCGAAACAUGAGUGAGGUCACGGUGACCAAAGUUGACAAGAAGGAGUAUCAAGCUGAUUAUGUAGAGUUUACCUUUCAAGAUCUAUAUCUUGGCCGGAACGAUAUGUGGAGGCUUGGAGAGCAAUUAGUCGGGCAGUGUGUCCAUCUCGAUCAGGAGAUACCCUUCGUUGGCUCUGUUGCUGCGAAAGUCAGCGCUGUCUAUGUGAAAGGAGAGAGCGUAUUGAGCGCAUAUGUCACUUCAAAGACCAAAGCCAUCUAUCGUUCACUUUCUGCCAAAGUCACCAUAUUCAUCCAGGUCUGUCGUGAACUGUGGGAGUUUGCGGGCGAUGGAGAACGUUAUAACGAGAAGAUUGUCCACUCUUUUCUCCCUGAACUCUUCUCCCGAUGGAGAGAGGCAGGGGCGAAUCACACAGUGACCGUCGUACUGAUAUCUCGUGUCUUUUACGAUCCCUCUGAGAUCAGCUACGCUGAAGGACCCCUGCGGCAGGAUCAAGAUCGUCAAUGGUAUAAGGACUUCUACAAGGUCAUCAUCGACUUGGAAGUUAUCCAUGACUGGCAGUCUACGCUCGUCAGCUUGAAGGAUUCUUUCUGGGAUUUUCAGCGCGAUAUCCUCUUGACGCAUCAUUAUCAUAAUGCGACCCGUGCAGCAGCGUCUUCGAUGCAGGAACCUCCUCUAGAGGCUCGCCUAGUCGGGAGGUUGUCGUAUGCACACGAUGGUCCUCUCCUAGAGGCGCUCAAUAUGGGGCUCAACCCGACCGAAACACACUACAUCGACCGUUCACUAUCCCUUACUGGCUCUUCCACUAUUGUCAUCACUCCAGGAACAGGCUACUAUCGUGUCUCAAAGUAUCUCUUACGUCUCACCACGACGCGCUUGCUUGACCAAGGAUUUGCACUCGACCUUGUUUCUCUCGCAAAGCCGCCUCUCCACCGCAGUCCGAUCUUCUCUUUCCAGGGCGUUGAACCAGAGCUGUAUAAGCAAAAGAAGACGAAACGUUAUGGUUCACGUGCAAUGGAUUCUCUGUGGGGUGGUGACGACGGACCUGACGACUGCUUCGAUAAGGAGAAGCGAACAUUCUGGUGGGAGCCAUUUUGGAUUGCAGUCAGUUUUUGGGACAAGCAGAUGGAUCUGCCUUUGCGGCAAGAUAGGCAAGCUAUCUCCUUUAUUUUCUUUGACACCGCUGCUGACAUUGUUGCCAGAUUUGUUGCCCGAGCCAAAAUGCAUGAGAUUCAAAUGCUCGGUCUAUUGGAUCACGACGUCCUGUCGAGUAUCGAGGUUCCAUUGUUACCGGAUCACUUCGACACUGUACUCGGGUCCACGCAGGAGGAUGACUUAGAUGCGUAUUCGUCUGCCGCAGAUAAGUUCGACAUGGAUAUAUUCGCUCUCAAGAAGGAACAGAGGGAACCAAGGCUGUCCAUCAUCAGUCGCACCUCGGGCACAUCCUCCGGCAGUGGGACCGUAAUUGCCUCAUCGUUAAGAUCCUCGAACGAAAAGCGGCCAGCGGCGGCCCACAGAAGCUUGAACGCUUCUUCGAAUAUUCCACCCAUUGAGGAAAGCCCCCGACAUGUUCACCAUGACUUGCCUAUCGGACAAAUAACGCAGGAACGGCUUCAAAUCUUGCCCGCCAGUGGGAUGAGCACCUCUCCAUCACAGUCAUCUAUACUAUCGACACGUUCCACGUCCUCGACGUCUACAGUCGCGACCUCUGACUAUCGGUCCAGAGGAGCAACAUCUUCCCGGCCUUCUUUGACUUCGAAGUUGACUUCUUCGUGGCUCUUUAAUCCAUUCCGCAGUGGACCCAGUCAACCAGAGACAUCGCCGAUACUUGCAUCUGGUGAAUCGACACCUGUUGCUUCAUCUUCUCGUCCGAUUCGUGUACCCGCUUCUUCACCAUUGUCCGUCUCAGACAGAUCCCUUUCUCGUUCACCCCAGCCCAUGGCUAUCAAGAAGCCUACGACAUCGCAUCGCUUGAAGACAUACGACGAGGAUACUGUGAGAACACAUAGAGGAUCACCACAUGUUGGGUCGCCCCAUCAAGGGUCCCUCACACGGUAUCUACAGUCACCGAUCAACACUCCCCCCCGAGAUGAAUCCUUUAUUGAGAAGCGCCGCAGCAUAGCCGCGAGUUCUAUCUCGUAUCCAUACAGUUCUUCAUCUUCUCCAGCUGUGCGCCAAAAUCCUUCGAGUCCACAUGUAUCUGUGUCACAUAGUCAGGCUUCGCUCGCCCGGCGAUGGCAGCACAUGUUCCCCAUCCCGUUGUACAAACACGAAAUCAAAUGGAAGUCGAUGGUCACUCCCGGAUGUCUUCCGCUCACGACUGAACAAUUUCCGUCCAUGUCCGAGCUCGAUUCAUCAUACGACGUCUUUUCGUACGAUUUCGUCGUUGAUCCGCCAGCACGUUCCUUCCUUGUUAGGCCACCUCAUAUUCAGACCAACAAUCCCGAGGAGAUCCGUUGGGCAUGGGCCCUGGUCGUCAUGCGCGGUAUGAUAGCCCUUCGGUUGGCUCAAGGGUUCCAGUUCGUGAUACGAUCGCUGCAUGCCCCAGAACCUCAACCUCGUCCACUCCGCAGGUCCAAGUCAUAUAUAUCAGACGAUGAUAUGACGCCCAAGCCUGCCGGAGCGGCAGAAGCGCUGAGGUCACAAAAUGAUCCCGUGUAUCUCAGCAUGAGCAAUGAAAUCCAUCGAAUCUCCUAUACGGGAGAGGCUAUACAGGUCAGGCGCUAUGUGCGUCGGAUGCCCCCUUCUCAACCGUUUGAGUACCAGUGCCUGAUAUGGCCGAAGUUGGGUGUUGGCUAUACGAAGCUCGAUACCACAUUUACUUCACAUGGGUUGGAGAAUUAUGGGUGGAAUAGGCUGGAUAUGCUUGUCGCUGGAUACGAGCAUCAGUUCAACGAAUCUUUGCGGUACUGGCGCACGCGGUUCCUCGUUGUCCCCACACUAGAGGAGCCAACCAUCUCCACGGGUCCAACAGGCGAAAAGUUGAACGAAGAGGAGGUGCGCAUCCUGGGCAUGGAGAAACUUGCGGAGAUGUUCUCUCGCAUACGGUGGCAACCGCCAGAUGAACGUGGAACGCCCUUGCCACCUAUUCGAAUUUUACCGACGGAUCUUGGCCCCGCCGCAAGUGUGCUAGAUGAACAUCUUAUGAACCAGCUUGAUGAGAUCCACUCGUCGGGCCCGUUGAAAAAGAAGAUGAAGAGUGAGCGGGAUAUCGAGGAUAUGUCACUAUCGGCCAUUGCUAAAGCCAUGCGGGAGGAGGAUGGGCUGCAAAUCAAGGAGCAUCGAUGGCACAGGCAACGAUAUCCUGAUUCAUUUAUAGGAUCAGAGUUCGUCAGCUGGCUUGUGCGGGAGUUCAGCGAUGUGUCUAGCCGGGAUCAGGGUGCGGAAUGGGGAAUUAAAUUGCAAAAGCAAGGCCUAUUCGAGCAUUGUAGAGGGCGGCAUGGGUUUUUAGACGGGCAUUACUUCUACCAGCUCAAGGGAGAGUACGCUGUUGUAUCGACCCCCAGAGGAUGGUUCCGACCCCGACUGACCACGCAAAUGUCGGACGACAAUCAUGUACGCUCAGGUCAUUAUCCCUCUAGCAUCCCAAGGCCUUUCAUCAAGAAGACCAUAAAAAGGCUCAUAUUGAGUCAAAGGAUAGUCAUCGACAUCGACCCCAAUAAGAAAAGCGAUCAAGCAGAAUCUCUGGUCCUCCACCACGAUAUCAUGCAUAACGCCUCGACUGUCUUCCACUUUGAACUGCAUUGGAUUGGUACGACUGCACGUUGCAUUGAAGAUCUUCUGCGUCAAUGGAGUCGUACGAUCGAGCGUCAUGGACUGCGACUCGUUGAAGCCUACGUCACCCAAAUAAGCGAAGUUGCGCUGACGAACCCGUUUCAGUCUUGCUACCCCAUUCGCCUCGCUGUCCUACCACCCAUCGUCCCACAACUCGAGAAACGUGUGCCCGAAGGUACCCAAGUCACCCGUUAUUUUGAAUAUGCGCUCCUCCGAAAGUUUGGCUUCGUGCUUGAUAUUGAGGCUGCAGAAUUGUACCCGCCGAACGUCGACGCCGUGUACUCGUACCGUCGGGCACCCUUCACGUACUCCCAGUUCGUUCAUCGCUCUGGCGUUGCAUUUGUGCAGGUUGUCGGGGGUUCGCAGGGCUUCUUGUUCCUGACAAAUAGGCUCAUGCGUCCGGGACGUAUGGGAGCAAGUCCAUCCGGGAAGAUCAAGGACGCGAAGCCCGCAGCCGCUGCAGAGGACUUGCGGAUACGGUUACACAGAUUUUGUACAGAUAAGGCGGAACUAAUCAAGUUCUACGAUGAGGAGCUAGCACUGUUGCCACUCAUGCCAGAGGAACCGCCCGCAUUGUCGAUUUAA
Messenger RNA from Heterobasidion irregulare TC 32-1, 4611 nucleotides. RefSeq lists its product as uncharacterized. Gene Ontology annotation, cellular component: GATOR1 complex. NCBI's taxonomy places the organism in Eukaryota, Fungi, Basidiomycota, Agaricomycetes, Russulales, Bondarzewiaceae. The coding region runs from base 1 to 4611 and encodes 1536 amino acids. The transcript is spliced from 7 exons. The record is from RefSeq and is a predicted model, not a curated record. Gene Ontology annotation, biological process: intracellular signal transduction; negative regulation of TORC1 signaling; positive regulation of autophagy. Gene Ontology annotation, molecular function: GTPase activator activity.